Racocetra persica is the source of this 476-nucleotide messenger RNA. The record is from the annotation of a GenBank genome assembly. Lineage: Eukaryota; Fungi; Glomeromycota; Glomeromycetes; Diversisporales; Gigasporaceae.
AGAGAAACAUCGAAUGAAGUAUCGUCAUGUGUUCAAUUAUGGUACAUGAAUAAUUAUCAUUGGUAUUUGAAACAAGAAAUUUUGCCACCCUCAACUGAAUCAAUAACAAGUGUUUCUUGGGACCCAGAAAUUGCAUUGAUACUACAUUAUACAACUGAUAGUAACAAUUUCCGACUUGAAUUUUCUUGGGAAAAUUUAUUGGCAAAUACUAUUUCUGCAGAGAAUGCCGCUACUGUUGCUGUCAUUGAUGGAUGCUCGAUUUACCUUACACCAUUUCGAAUAAUGAAUAUCCCUCCCCCAAUGUUUGCUUUCUCGGUCCAGCUUGAUUCUCCUGCUGUACAUGUAUCAUUUUCACCUAAUAAUGGUGGUAAUGACUUUGCCGUUCUUAAAGCUAAUCAGGAAAUCUCAUUUUUCGAAUGGCCUGGAGUAAUGGAUACCCCUCUAAAACCUCCAAAGCUAUUAGGGACUGUUCAUAU